Molecule: messenger RNA, 1417 nt
Organism: Leptopilina boulardi
Lineage: Eukaryota; Metazoa; Arthropoda; Insecta; Hymenoptera; Figitidae
Product: UDP-glucose 4-epimerase-like
Exons: 7
Coding region: 133-1233 (366 amino acids)
Biological process (GO): beta-D-galactose catabolic process via UDP-galactose, Leloir pathway
Cellular component (GO): cytosol
Molecular function (GO): UDP-glucose 4-epimerase activity
Source: RefSeq, a predicted model, not a curated record
AUGCAUCAUCAAUUGGUUUCCAACGACGAAGCUAAAAAGCUGAAAACCAUCCGAUUUUCCAGUCUCAUUAAGUGGAUUGUCUCAUUUUAUAAUUGAAAGUGUCUCAAACAACUUCUGUUUUCCUCCAUCGACAUGGAUUCCGUCAACAGGAUGGCAACAACAGAAUGGAAGACAAUUUUUGUAACUGGAGGCGCUGGUUAUAUUGGUAGUCAUUGUAUUGUUGAACUUUUAGAAAGUGGAUACGAUGUAAUAUCAAUUGACAAUUUUACAAAUAGUGUAAAUGAAGAUGAUGGACAAUCAGCGGCUUUGAAACGAGUUGAAAAAAUAACUGGGAAAAAAGUUAAAUUUUACAAUUGUGAUCUUCUUGAUAAAGGAAGACUCCAAGAGGUUUUUAACAAGCACAAAAUCGAUUGCGUUAUUCAUUUUGCAGCUAUAAAAGCUGUUGGUGAAUCUAUGGAAAUUCCACUUCACUAUUAUCGAAAUAAUAUAAUUGGUGCUAUCAAUUUGCUAGAGGUCAUGAAAGCUGCUGGUUGUUUUCAGUUAGUUUUCAGUAGUUCUUGUACAGUUUAUGGAGAACCAAAGAGUCUUCCUAUAACAGAAGAUCAUCCUACUGGAAAUAUAACAAACGUUUACGGUCGAACAAAGUACUUUAUCGAAGAAAUGCUAAACGACAUAACAAGAGCCGAAAAGAGUUGGAAUAUAAUUUCUCUGAGAUAUUUUAAUCCAGUGGGUGCUCACCCAAGUGGUUUAAUAGGUGAAGAUCCUACGAAAAAGUAUACAAAUAUAAUGCCCUACAUAUCACAAGUUGCAUUGGGUCUUAAACCCGAACUUAUUAUUUUUGGAGGAGAUUAUCCAACUGAAGAUGGAACAGGAAUACGAGAUUAUAUUCAUGUUAUGGAUCUGGCAACGGGACAUGUUGCUGCAUUAUCAGCACUCUAUAAGAAACAUAUGAGAUUAAGGAUAUUUAAUUUAGGAACGGGUAAAGGAGUCUCAGUUCUUGAAUUAGUAAAAACAUUUGAAAAAGUAACAGGAACAUCGGUGCCUUAUGUAAUUAAAGACAGACGAGAGGGCGAUAUAACAUCAAUGUUUGCCGACACAACAUUAGCUGAAGAAGAACUUUGUUGGAAAGCAAAAUUCAGUGUCGAACAAAUGUGUCGAGAUUUUUGGAGGUGGCAAUCAAUGAAUCCACAUGGAUAUCGUUCGUGUAUAAAAAAUGGAAAUUCAGAAAAAUAGAUAAAAGUAAAAAAAAAAGAAAAAAACAAGUGUCAGUAAAAUAUACCAAAAUGUUCUUGUAGAUUUUUCCUUUUUGUCCUUUUACACGUUUUAUAAUCUAAUUUAUUGAAAAAAUGGAAAAAAAAAAAUAAAUUAUAAAUAAAAAUUUUACUCACGAUAUAAAUAAAGAAUUUUACGUCUUGAA